Messenger RNA from Naegleria gruberi, 615 nucleotides. RefSeq lists its product as uncharacterized. The transcript has a single exon. The coding region runs from base 1 to 615 and encodes 204 amino acids. The record is from RefSeq and is a predicted model, not a curated record. Lineage: Eukaryota; Heterolobosea; Eutetramitea; Acrasida; Naegleriidae.
AUGAAAUCAAUCAUUUUCCUCAUUGCCACUCUUCUCCUUGCUUGUUUCGUAUACAGAGCCGAAAGUGCCUUGAGAGCAACCUACUGGUACCAAGGAACUACAUGCUCUGGAACCUCCUUCCUCAUGACCAUUCGUGAUAACGCAGCUGGUUGCAAUGUAACUUCCUGCACUCCGUACAGCAAUGAGCCAACUGUACUUUCCCAAAGUUUCGAAUGUCCAACUUCCUAUCCACAAAAUCCAACCUUGAAGAGUGGAGAAAUUUCCAUCUAUGCCUAUUCUAACACAACCACAUGUGAUUCAACCACUCUCAAUAGAUAUGACGUUUACAAAACUAAUGUCUGUAUUAAAUCUGGAAUUCUCUUUGGACCUAGUGCUAAAUCUGGACAAUAUGUCAAUUGUGAAAAGGUUGUUACUUAUUCUGAUGAGAAUUGUCAAACUGUUUCCACCUCUGCACCAAUUACUUUGAAUAGUUGUGCUUCUGGAAAAAUUAACAAAUGUCUCUUGUCAAGUAAUAGCACAACUAAUGCUGGAAAUUCAAUGAGACAUUCUCAAUCAAUUGUUUCAUUGGUUGUUUUGAUGAUUGUUGGAUUAAUUGCAGUUGCUUCCUUGUUUUAA